Lucilia sericata (common green bottle fly) is the source of this 373-nucleotide messenger RNA. Its product is annotated as cuticle protein 5.1-like. The coding region runs from base 54 to 293 and encodes 79 amino acids. The record is from RefSeq and is a predicted model, not a curated record. The transcript has 2 exons. Lineage: Eukaryota; Metazoa; Arthropoda; Insecta; Diptera; Calliphoridae.
AUCAUUUAAUAAAACAAACCACAAAACCACCCUUAAAAACAAAAAUAAACAAAAUGUUCAAAUUCUUUGCUUUGUGUUUAAUGGCUGUUGUUGCCUUGGCUGCUGCUAAACCUGAUAUUGUUGCCUAUUCCUCACCCUAUACUGCUGCCUAUACAGCCGCCUAUACUUCACCCUAUGCUGCUGCCUAUUCUGGUUAUUAUGAUUAUCCUUAUGCUGCUUCUUAUGUAGCUUCUCCUUACACUGCUGCUUACUCUACUUAUCCUUAUGCUGCUUCAUACUUGUUGCGCAAGUAAAUGUUGUGUUUAUUUAACGAGAAUUUAAGAAUUUUUUCAUAAUUGUUGUGUAAUUGUUUUUUUUUGUUAAAAGGUUUUAA